GGAGAGGAAAAUAUAACGUUUAAUUUUUACUACAUCGCUAUCUCUGGUCACAGGGAGGAAAAUCCUAAUGAAGAUAAAACGAUGUCUUUAAGUAGCUGCUGGAAGGACUGAGAGUAAAGGAUAUAACAGAAGAAUUGGAAGGUAGAGAAAAUAAAAGGAUAAACGCGAAGGGGGGGAUACAGCAUCACAAAGACUCAAUGAAAGGUUUUUGAGGAACCAAAAUUAUUUAGUGGGGCUGAAGCUUCCAACAUCUUUUGGAUGAGAAUUGAUCCCCACUUUUAUUGUACAGAAUAUUGGGGCGACCCCCCUCGUUAUAUCCGAUUUUCGUGCGUCGCCGUAUUCUCUUUUUCUUGGUUGGGGAUUUUUUUCUUAACUUGCGUCGCGAGCCAUCGCGGUAUACGCAGUGACAGAUAAAUUAUUUUUGCAACAUUUAUCAACCGGUUAAAAUCGCGUACAAUCAUUCGUUGGAUUUUGAAAACAGGCUACUUAAUAUUUGAUCGCGAGACAGCGAGCUUUAUACUUCGCAAAAACGUCCGCUGGUAAUGAAACUAGCUUAACGACUAAUUGGAUCAAACUGAUAUUAAUUAGCUCGAUGUGCAAUUUCGGUAAACGUGGCAUUUUUAUAAAAAUUAACAUAGUGGUGAUUAUCGGGAAUGCACAUCGCUGUAACUACACAAUCAAGGUGGUUGCUUAAAGCAAUGAUUAGAGAUUUUUGAUAAUAUUUCGAAACCAAUUUCUUGCAUUCUGCCUAUGCAGAGGGGCGCCCGAUCCAACUUGGAUGGACGCAUGAACAAAUGUUCGACAUAUCAAUAGCUCGUAUUCCAGAAAUCUGCAUAGAAAUUGCAUUCUGUUUGUGAAACAACAAGUAUUAAUGCAGUAUGCAAUUUCUUCAUUGCAAUGAAGUGUUAACCACCGAUACCAGGGCGGCACAGGACAGUUUUUUGUUUUUUUUACAUACUUCAGAAGUGAUCGGCCAGCCUACUCAUACGCGCCAUGGUAUUAUAUUUCAGCAGUAAUGCACGUGUAUGCUAUUUAUCGCACGAAACAAGACUGUAAACUAAGGUCUGUUAGUUUGAUCCGACUAUUAUUCACUAGAUUUGGAAGAUUAAUGACUACAAAAAGCGAGAUAGAUAAUGCAUUGGGAGUCGUGUCAUUUUUGUUGUAGGUCGUGGGAGUGCUUAGUGACUUAAAGUUGGAAGACUAGGUUGCAGUCUUGGGCUAUUGUACCAACAGUUGACAUUUUCUUUUUCAGUUUAAACCCCAGUGUCCGUUCCACAAUUGCAAAAGGCGUGAUACUUGUUUGCAAGUGAAAUUCACUACAAUAUUCGGUGGUGGAGAUUUCGGGAGUUUUUCCACUCACUUUUCACUGGAUAUCUGGACACACAGAAAUACGGAUGGUGAUGCUGGGAACGAACUGCAUUGACUGCAAUGGGAACUCGGUGCAAAAGACGGAUUUACCCUCUGACGGGAUUUUCAUUACCAUUGCAUGAGGCGAACCCCUGAACGUAGAUAUCGGGGUGCAUUUGGGUUGCAUUCCUUAUCGUGUUUCCCAUCUAGCCUCACGCGCUACGACGCCCUAGCUCAGCGCAACAGAACUGAACUCUUGAUUUCACCGCCGACUAUGGCGGAAAAGACUGAUACAGCCAUGGAGGAUAAGUCUUGGGACAAUCUCCCAGUUGCCGAAGAGGCUACGUGAGUUUGUUUGGAGCCUGGAUGCAUAUGUCUUUUACCGACACCACAUUCCCUUGUCCUGCUCUACUCGGAACGAUCUAAUCUAGCUAUAACGUUAGAUUUUCUUUAAUAAUCCGAGAGGGGAAGGGGAUUGAUACACUGGGUCUUGUUUAAAAGCAAAUCAAGAGCAAGAACGAGAUUGUAGCUACAAGGCUAUCCUCCAUCUACUCCGCAACGGAGGGGAACAGAUUAAAAACGUUUGCAGAACGGAAUUGCCCAAUUACCCCUGAAGAACUCGAACAAGGGGAACCGUCUGUCCUUUGUGGAUACAUAUUUUUUUGUUAUUCGUGAAAAAAAUAUGGCCGAUAAUGUUCUGGACUCCGGCCCGCCUUCAGCCAAGAGGCCUAAACUAUCCUCACCGGCUCUCUCUGUCUCCGCCAGCGAUGGAAAUGAUUUCGGUUCCCUUUUCGACUUGGAGCACGACCUGCCUGAUGAGCUCAUCAACUCCACGGAUCUGGGCUUGCCUAACGGCGGAGACCUCAGCCAGCUCCACACCAGUCUAGGAGGAGGGGGCGGCGGCGGGGCCACGGGGGGCGGCGCUGGCCAGGAUGCCGCCGCCAAACACAAGCAGCUCUCGGAGCUCCUGCGUUCCGGGGCACCUCUGCCAACCACCUCUGCCAACGCCGCUGCCUCCAUGGGGCUCCUGGGAGGGCUGAAUGCCGCCGCCUCGGGCCCCCAGCACUCUUCACAGCAGCAGGCGGGCAUGAUGCAGCAGCAGGCUGGCAUGGUGGGCGGCCUGAACAGGGGCAUGAUGGGAGCCCAGAAGGGCAACGGCCAGCAGCCUGGCAUGAUGGGCGGCGUGCAGGUGAUGAACGGCUCGCCCAGGAUGGGCUACCCGAACCAGGGCAUGGGAAACAACAGCAACAUGCUGGCAGACACGCUGCAGCAGCAGCAGCAGCAGCAGCAGCAGCAACAGCAGCAGGGUGGGCCACAGAUGGGCCAUGCUGGCAUGCGGCCGCAGCAACCAGGAGCGAUGAACAAGAUGGGCAUGAUGCCGAACGCGGGGCCGUAUGGUGGACCCUACGGCCAGACUGCCGGUCAGGUGAUGGGUGGCGGGCAGCUUCAAAACAAAACGGCGCUGCCCAACAGCCUCGCCCAGUUUAGCAUGGACAAGAAGCCCCAGCCCGUGCAGGGAAUGGCCGCCAUGGCCUCCCAGCAGGCAUCAGCAGUUGGGUCUGGAGCGGUGGGUGGUGCAGCGGGCCCUGCCGGUGCCCAGGCGGGCCUGAGCUCUAUGGCCUCGGCCCCGGGCGGUGCGGCGCCCCCAACCGCCGACCCGGAGAAGCGCAAACUCAUUCAGCAGCAGCUGGUGCUCCUGCUGCACGCGCACAAGUGCCAGCGGCGCGAGCAGGCCAACGGCGAGAUGCGCCCGUGCAACCUGCCCCACUGCCGCACCAUGAAGAACGUCCUCAACCACAUGACCCACUGCCAGGCUGGCAAAUCCUGCCAGGUGGCGCACUGUGCCUCUUCGCGACAGAUCAUCUCUCACUGGAAGAACUGCACGCGGCACGACUGUCCCGUCUGCCUGCCGCUAAAGAACGCUGGGGACAAGCGGAACCAGCAGUCGCUCCUCGGCAGUGCCGGGCUGGGCUUGGGCCUCGGUAUGGGCAGCUCGUUAGGGGCAGUACCCGGCGGUCAGCCCAGUACCCCCAACCUCAACCCGCCCAGCCAGAUCGACCCGAGCUCCAUCGAGCGGGCCUACGCCGCCCUCGGCCUCACCUACCAGGGCAAUCAGAUGCCCGCCACGCCUCAGCAGUCGUCUCUCCCCGCCCAAGGGCAGGCUGGCGUCCGGCCCCUCAACGCCAUGGCUGGAGGAAAUCCCCUGGGUGUGAACGGUGGCGUGGGGGGCCAGUCCCCCGGCCAGCAGGCCAACCUCCUCCAGGACCCCAUGCUGCUGCACAGGAACAUGAACUCGCAAAGUUUAAUGAACGACGUGGGCAACCUGGGGUCCAUGCCUAUCGCCACGCCACCCUCGGUCGCAGGCAUGAGGAAGAGCUGGCAUGAGGACAUCACCCAGGACCUACGCAACCACCUUGUGCACAAACUAGUACAGGCCAUCUUCCCCACCCCGGACCCUGCUGCACUGAAGGACCGGCGCAUGGAGAACCUGGUGGCGUACGCGCGGAAGGUGGAAGGGGACAUGUACGAGUCGGCCAACAGCAGGGCGGAAUACUACCACCUCUUAGCAGAGAAGAUCUAUAAGAUCCAGAAGGAGCUGGAGGAGAAGAGACGAACUCGCUUGCAGAAGCAGGGGAUGAUGCCCAAUCAGCCUGGCAUCAUGCCGCCGUCGAACCUGCCCCCUGGCAUGGGCCAGUCUCCUCUGGGCCCCGGGCAGUCUCCUCUGGGCCCCGGGCAGUCUCCCAUCUCAGCUUACGAGUUUCUUAUGACUCUCUCUGGCUGUGUCUCCUCAGACGGACCCCACGCCCACGCCGACCCCGCCCUCGCCCUCCCGCCCACGGGACCCAAUCAGAUGGUGGUGAACCGAAUACAGAACCCCGCAGCCAUGAAUCAGUUCGGCCAGAUGGGGAUGCCGGGAGUCGGGCCGAGGUCGACGCCCCCUCUACCCAUGGGAGGCCCACUCAAUCAGAUGGGUCGGGGAAGCCCCAGGAUGGGUCAGCCCAACGUGUCCCAGCUGCAGAAUCAGUACCUCCCGUCUGGGCAGUUCCCCGGCUCCAGUGCCGGCCUCAACACGGGCCCAGUGGGUAUGGGCCAGUCGGGACCGCAGCAGCCUGGCAUGAAUCAGGCUCAGAUGCCCACCCCGACCUCUCUGCCCACCGUGGGCAGCCCAGUGGGGCAGCCUGGCUCAGUGUCCGGGGCGGCGGGCCCGGGUCCUGGGGCACCACCUGUGGGCUCCAUGCUGCCGGGUAGUGUGCCCGGUGGUGGUGCCCCCUCCGGCAUGACGCCGUCCUCUCAGCCCAACUCGCACGGGCACUGCCCACCACCUAUGCGUCAGAGCUCGCCCUCUCCGGCGCGCAGCCUCACCCCGACCCCUCACCCCACGACCCCCGCCCACCCGGGCUCGCAGACCCCCCAGCCCCACACGCCAAACCCGCCUGCCAUCACACCGUCGGCACCGCAGCAGCAGCAGCAGCAGCAACAACAACAACAGCAACAACAGCAACAACAACAGCAGCCACCCAUGGCUCAGUCAAAGGGGCAAGGGCUGGGCGGGGAGAAAGUCAAUCAGCAGCAGACGCUCGGGGGCGGUGCCUCGACAGCGUCUCUGCCCCCUCAGAACUCCCACAUGCCUUCCCAGCACCCACGCACACCGCUCUCCCAGAAGUCCUCCCUGACGGCGGACGGACAGGCCUCCACGCCCGCCUCCGUCAGCAGCGUGGAUCACAGCUCCCAGCUGCCCGCCUCCUCCGACGCCCCCGCUGCCGCGCUCACGCCCAAGGUGGAGGUCAAGCAGCAGCAGGUGACGGAGGACGAGGAGGAGGCCGAGUCGGACGGGAAGCACUCGGGCAAGAUGGGCAUGAAGCACAGCAGCGAGGUUAAGUCUGAGGAGAAGCCGGAGGUGAAGAAGGAGGAGCCCUCUGACGGCUGUAAGGCGGAGCCUAUGGAGACGUCAGUCACGGCCAGCGAAGACAGGAAGCCGGAGAUGAAGAUCGAACCCAAAGAGGAAGAGGAGGGGUCAGGCGUCGCCGGUGCCAACAGCAGCUCCCCUGCGAGCGCCCAGAGCAAGAAGAAAAUCUUCAAGCCGGAGGAGCUUCGGCAGGCGCUCAUGCCUACCCUGGAGGCCCUGUAUCGGCAGGACCCCGAGUCCCUGCCCUUCCGUCAGCCCGUUGACCCCCAGUUACUGGGAAUACCCGUACGUAUUCGAACUAGUAACAAAACUAACCUGGACUACUUUGACAUCGUCAAGAACCCCAUGGACCUGUCCACCAUCAAGCGUAAGCUGGACACGGGCCAGUACCAGGAGCCUUGGCAGUACGUGGAGGACAUCUGGCUCAUGUUCAACAACGCCUGGCUCUACAACCGCAAGACGUCCCGCGUCUACAAGUACUGCUCCAAGCUGGCCGAGGUGUUCGAGCAGGAGAUCGACCCCGUCAUGCAGGGCCUGGGAUACUGCUGUGGGAGGAAGCUGGAGUUUUCCCCCCAAACCCUCUGCUGCUACGGGAAGCAACUGUGCACCAUCCCCCGAGAUGCCGCCUUCUUCAGCUACCAGAACAGUUCACCCAAAUAUGGGCUUAUUGCUGACAGGUACCACUUCUGUGAGAAGUGUUUCAACGAGAUCCAGGGCGAGAGCGUCUCCCUGGGCGACGACCCCUCCCAGCAACAGACAUCCAUCAACAAAGAGCAGUUUCAGAGGAAGAAGAACGACACGCUGGACCCUGAAUUACUUGUUGAAUGUACUGACUGCGGUCGUAAAAUGCAUCAGAUUUGCAUUCUGCACAACGACACAAUUUGGCCAGCAGGCUUUGUGUGUGACAGCUGCCUCAAGAAAUGUAAUAAGACGAGAAAGGAGAACAAGUAUGCGGCCAAAAGACUGCCCCAGACCAAGUUGGGCGGCUUCCUUGAGAUGCGGGUCAACGACUACCUGAGGCGGAACAACCACCGGGACCUGGCACCGAACACGGGCGACGUCACGAUCCGCGUGGUGCAUGUCUCGGACAAGGUGGUGGAGGUGAAGGCGGGCAUGAAGGCCAGGUUUGUGGACAGCGGUGAGAUGUCGGAAUCCUUCCCCUACAGAACCAAAGCUCUCUUUGCCUUCGAGGAGAUCGACGGCGUGGACGUGUGUUUCUUUGGCAUGCACGUGCAGGAGUACGGCUCCGACUGCCCACCACCCAACCAGAGGCGAGUGUAUAUCUCCUACCUGGACAGUGUGCACUUCUUCCAGCCUCGACACCUGAGAACGGGAGUCUACCACGAGAUCCUGAUCGGGUACCUGGAGUACGUGCGGAGGCAAGGGUACACGACGGGGCACAUUUGGGCGUGCCCACCCAGCGAGGGUGACGACUACAUCUUCCACUGUCACCCCAUGGACCAGAAGAUCCCCAAGCCCAAGCGGCUGCAGGAGUGGUACAAGAGGAUGCUGGACAAGGCCGUCACGGAGCGCAUCGUGCACGACUACAAGGACAUCUUCAAGCAGGCCACUGAUGACCGAAUGACCAGCGCCAAGGAGCUGCCCUACUUCGAGGGGGACUUCUGGCCCAACGUGCUGGAGGAGAGCAUCAAGGAGCUGGAGCAAGAGGAGGAGGAGAGGAAGAGGGAGGAGAACAGCACCUCCAGCGAGAGCAUCGAUGCAACCAAAGGGGACAGCAAGAACGCCAAGAAGAAGAACAGCAAGAAGACGAGCAAGAACAAGAGCAGCUUGAGCCGAGCCAACAAGAAGAAGCCAGGCAUGCCCAACGUGUCGAAUGACCUCUCUCAGAAGCUCUACGCCACGAUGGAGAAGCACAAAGAGGUGUUCUUCGUGAUUCGGCUAAUCGCUGCCACCGCCAACUCCCUGCCGCCCAUCGUGGACUGUGACCCGCUGAUGGCGUGCGACCUGAUGGACGGGCGCGACGCCUUCCUGACGAUAGCGCGGGACAAGCACCUGGAGUUCUCCUCGCUGCGGCGUUCCAAGUGGAGCUCCAUGUGUAUGCUGGUGGAGCUGCACAACCAGAGCCAGGACCGCUUCGUCUACACCUGCAACGAGUGCAAGGGGCACGUGGAGACCCGCUACCACUGCACCGUCUGCGAGGACUACGACCUCUGCGGCAAAUGCUACCACAUCAAGGGCCACGAGCACAAGAUGGAGAAGCUCGGGCUCGGCCUGGACGACGAGAGCAACAACGCGGCCGCCGCCUCUUCGCAGAACCCCAGCGACUCGCGCCGCCUGAGCAUCCAGCGCUGCAUCCAGUCGCUGGUGCACGCCUGCCAGUGCCGCAACGCCAACUGCUCGCUGCCCUCGUGCCAGAAGAUGAAGCGCGUGGUGCAGCACACCAAGGGGUGCAAGCGCAAGACCAACGGCGGCUGCCCCAUCUGCAAGCAGCUCAUCGCGCUCUGCUGCUACCACGCCAAGCACUGCCAGGAGGCCAAGUGCCCCGUGCCCUUCUGCCUGAACAUCAAGCACAAGCUGCGGCAGCAGCAGCUGCAGCACCGGCUCCAGCAGGCGCAGAUGCUGCGCAGGCGCAUGGCCACGAUGCAGCGGUCCGGCCAGCCCGGCCCGCCCGGCCCCGGCGGCGGCCCACAGCCUGGAGGACUCCCGUCCCCGGGGGGGAACAACAACAACGGCACCACGGGACCCAGCACGCCCACGUCGGUAGGCACCCAGCCACCCACCCCACAGACCCCCACACAAACCGGCAUGCCCGCCUUGCCCCUUGCCGCCGGGGUGGGCGGUGUUCCUGGAGGACCCCCUGGAGGACAACAGCAGCAACUGCAGCAGCAGCAGCCGAUGCCCCAGCAGGGUGGCAUGGCCCAGCAUCCUCUGCACCAUCAGUUCCAGCAGAUGCCUGGCGGUGGUGGAGGAGGCGGCAUGUUGACUUCCACACAGCAGCAGAUGGCCAUGCAGCAGCAACAACAGCAACAGCAGCAGCAGCAGCAGCAGCAGCAACAACAGCAACAGCAGCAGCAGCAGCAGCAGAUGCAACAUCCCAACAGCAUGGCUCCCUACGGGCCGAGAGCCCCCGGCUCUUCCCCUCGUGCCCCUCAAACCCAGGGCAAACCAGGCCUUGGCCCAGCCACUCCGCCACAGCAACAGCAACAGACGCCCCCACAUCUGCCCAACCCCGGCCAGCCACCCAGCAUAUCCCAGCAGCAGCAGCAGCAGCAGCAGCAGCAGCAGCAGCAGCAGCAGCAGCAGCAGGCUCCGUCGGGGCCGCCCCAGGCUGCCGUGGAGAUCGCCAUGAAGAUCCAGCAGGUGGCUGACGCCCAGAGGAAGAUGGCCCAGGCUCAGAUCCUGCAGAGGCAGGCCAACCAGGGCGGCAUGAUGCCCGGGCAGCACCCGCACCACCCCCAGCAGCAGGUCCCUGGUGGUCAGAUGGGGAUGCCCACGCAUCCUGGCGUGGGUAUGGUGGGGGCCCAGGGCCUGCCCCCCCAGGCCCAGGCUGCCGCAGCAGCAGCUAGGGCUCACCUGGAGCAACAACAACAACAGCAACAACAACAACAGCAGCAGCAACAACAGGUACCACCUGGCAUGAUGGUGGGCGCCGGCCCCAUGCAGCAGCAGGGUCAGCCCCUGCAGCCCAACCCCCAGCUGACCCCGCAGGUGCCCCUCCAGCCCAGGGGGGGUCCCCAGCAGCAGCAGCAGUGGGCCGUCGGCCAGGGCAUGCCACCCGGGCAAAGGCCAGGUAUGAUGGGCCAGAUGGCACAGCCGGGGAUGGUGUCUGCACAGCAGCAGCAGCAGAUGCAGCAGCAACAACAGCAGCAGCAACAACAGCAGCAGCAGCAGCAGAUUCCCGGCGGGCGCAACCCUCUGAUGAGCAUGCAGGGGGGCGGCGCGAGUGGCAGCGCGGGCGCGGGCACAGGGAACUUCCCCCAGGGGGCGCUGCAGGACCUGCUCCGGACACUGCGCUCGCCGAGCUCCCCCCUCCAGCAGCAGCAGGUGCUCAACAUCCUGCGCUCCAACCCGCAGCUCAUGGCCGCCUUCAUCAAGCAGCGGGUCUACAAGUACAAAGGUGCGGUCGGCGUCGGCGGGUCAGCGCCCCCUGGUGGUGCCCAACCGGGAGCAGGAGGACCUCAGCAGCAGGCGGUUGUUCCUGGAGGAGCCAUCAUGGGCGGCCAACCGGGCACGGUCGUCGGUACGGGAGCCCCCCAAGGUGGCAUGCACUUAGGACAGGGUGUUGGCAUGCCGUCGAUAGCCCAACUGCAGCAGCAGCAACAACAACAGCAGCAGCAGCAGUUGCAACAACAACAACAACAACAACAACAGCAGCAGCAGCAACAGCGACCGAUGUUACCACAGCAAGUGGCAGCCCUGCAACAACAACAGCAACAACAACAGCAGCAGCAGCAACAACAACAACAACAACAGCAGCAGCAAGGGGGCAUCCCAGGGCAGGGCGCCUCCAUGGCCAACAUUAACCCCCAGUUCAGAGAACUCCUCCUGAGGAGGCACCUGCAGCAGCAGCAGGCCCAGCAACAACAACAACAGCAGCAGCAGCAGAUGGCAAACCACGCCCAGUUCCAGCAGCCCCAGCAGCAGCAGCAGCCCCCGCAGGGCUACAUGGGUCAGCCUGGGAGCAUGCAGGUUCCCCCUGGUGGCCAACUCCCGCCUGGCGCCCAACAGCAACAGCAGCAGCAGCAACAGCAGCAGCAGCAGCAGGCAGCUACAGCAGCGCUGCAACAGAGGCUCCAGAUGCAGCAGCAACAGCAGCAGCAGCAGCAGCAGCAGAACGCCAUGCUGCAGGGGGCUGAUGGAGGACCAGCCGGCGGAGUAGGAGGCCCACAGCAGCAGCAGCAGCCUCCUCAGCAGCCGGGCGCCCAGGGUGGUCAGGGCGGUCCCCCGCCCCAGGCCCUCCUUCAGCAAGCCCUACAGCAGCGGCUCCUUCAGCAGCAGCAGCAGCAGCAGCAGCAGCAGCAUCUGGCUGGGGGGUCUCCCGCCCACCAGCAUAGCAACCCCAUGAGCCCACAGCAACAACAACAACAACAGAUGGCCCAGUCGCCCCACCUGCAGGGACAACAGCAGCAGCUCUCCACGUCGCUUAGCAACCAAGUGCGCUCGCCGCAGCAGCAGCAGCCGUCGCCGCGGCCGCACUCGCAGCCGGCGCCGCCACACUCCAGCCCCUCGCCCCGCAUGCACUCGCAGCCGCAGCCGCAGCCGUCCCCCCACCACAUCUCACCCCAGACCGGCUCGCCACACCCCUCACACCCCUCGCACCCCGCCCACAUGGGCCAGCAGCACCACCCGGGGAUGGUGGGUCAACAGAACCCCCAACAGCAGCAGCAACAGCAGAACCCUAUGGACGGUGGCCCGUUUGGGCCGGACCAGAACGCCGCCAUGCUGUCGCAGCUGAGCGGUAUGGGGGGGCUGCACGGGGGGCCGGGGGGAGGGGGGCCGGACAUGCUGUCGGGAAAUAGCCAGGACCUUGGCGGCGGCAAUAUGAAUCACUCCUUAGACAUCAUGUAGCAUCGAGGCGCUCCCAGAACACACACACACACCUCACAGUGGGAGUGGGACAGUGUUUAUCCCAGAACACACACACACCUCGCAGUGGGAGUGGGACAGUGUUUAUCCCAGAACACACACACACCUCGCAGUGGGGGUGGGACAGUGUUUAUCCCAGAACACACACACCUCGCAGUGGGAGUGGGACAGUGUUUAGUUUUCUUUUCUUUUUCCGUUUUUUUAUCAGUGCAAAGAUUAUUAUUAUUUAAUGUUUUCAAUAUAAACACAAUGAACUGACCCUUCCUAUGGGAGACCCUACAAGAAAUCAAAAUGUCAAAAUGAAUGAAUCAAAUAAAUGAAUGGUAAGUUAUUGCUGUUAAUAUAUAUAUUUUUUCUUUUGCCAAUUGUGUACAAAGAAAAAGGGGAAUUUUUUUUUCUCCCUUAGAGAAAAACACAGGUAAUAUUUUUGGGGGUUGGGUGGAGAGGAGGGGUAUUUGCCUUUUUUAGGAGAUAUUUUUAAGAUUUUAAAAAGUGGUGAAAUAUUAAAGAGCAAAGUGAUUUAAUGCAAUGGACUUUUUAUUGUUUUCUUUUGUUUUAUUUUUCCCCUCCGGCAACCAGUCUCUGUUUUCAGUUUUCAGCAGAGUGAUGAUGUGGAGUUAUUAUUAUUAUUAAUAUUAUGAAUCCAAAACAUCAUGCAUAUCUUCCUUGUAAAGUUAUGGUUUUUGCUUUAUUUAUUUGAGUUUUCAAACGGUUUGUUUGUUAUGUACCCGGAGACUGCUUCAAUUCACAAAGAAUAUAUUUUUGUUAAAGACUGUUGAAGUGGGCCGAUGCAGGUUAGCUCCUCUGUCCAUGAUGAUGAUGAUGAUGAUGUUGUUUGGGGGGGGGAUUUUUAAUGGGAUUAUGUAUUACAGUGUUUUGGGGUGGGGUGGGG
This is a messenger RNA of Clupea harengus (Atlantic herring), 11693 nucleotides long. It is a transcript of the gene ep300b, whose product is annotated as EP300 lysine acetyltransferase b. The record is from RefSeq and is a predicted model, not a curated record. Gene Ontology annotation, cellular component: transcription regulator complex; histone acetyltransferase complex; nucleus. NCBI's taxonomy places the organism in Eukaryota, Metazoa, Chordata, Actinopteri, Clupeiformes, Clupeidae. Gene Ontology annotation, biological process: positive regulation of transcription by RNA polymerase II. Gene Ontology annotation, molecular function: protein binding; histone acetyltransferase activity; chromatin DNA binding.